AUGCUGGCGGCUCUGCGCGUGCUCGUGCCCGCACUCGCUUUCUCGUGCGUCGGCGUCGUCCUCGCGCAAUCCUCGCCCUCGGCCGUCGCGUCGUCGUCGGCCUCGACCUCGACACCUACCUCGACCAGGACCAAGACCACCAUCCAGCUCCCGCCGUUGUUCACCUGCGAGUACGCGACUUGGACCUAUACGGCACCCGCAGGGCCCAAGUACCUCGGGCUGUACCUGUCGGGCACGAGCGACUUCAUCGAGACCUACGCGCUCCCGUCGGUAUACGACGAGCGCACGAACGGCACGUUCUCGUGGCGCGUCGACCUCCCUGCAGGUGCGGGCGUCGCCGCCAUGUUCUACGUCCUGCAGAGCGGCGCCGCCGGGACCGACGGCGACCAGGCGUCGACUCCCGACGCCGUCAUCAACGCGGGCAGCUCGACCGACUGCCUCGGCGCCAACGACCCGGGCUUCCAGGCGGGCAUCCUCAGCCUCGCGUCGUCGCUCGACCCGAGCUUCUCGUACACGGGCGGCAGCUCGAGCGCGACGCCGGGCUCGUCGAGCGGCGGCGGCGGCUCAAGUGGCGGUGGCGGCACGCCCAUCGGCGCCAUCGUCGGCGGCGUCGUCGGCGGCGUCGUCGGUAUCGCGCUCGUCGGCGCGCUCCUCAUCUACCUGCGCCACAAGCACAACCAGGCCGCCCUCGCCCAGAGCGACGGCCUCUCGGUCUACUCGGGCACGACCGAGAAGCGCGAGCGCGCGUCGUUGCACCACUCGCACUUUGGCGGCGCGCCGGGCUCGAGCGCCGGCAUCGCUCCUCCGCCGCAGGGCACCUACUACGCGACCGACGCGCAGGGCAACGUGCACCUCGUCAUGGGCUAUCCCGACGGUCACGAGCAGCCGUUCGUCCCGGCGGCGACCGACCCGACCGUCCUCGAGACGCCGGCGACGCCUGCGAGGCAAAGAGCGCCACCUGGCACUCUGCCCGAGCCCAUGGACGAGCCCUCUCCCGCGUUGCGCUCGUCGCCGAGUGUCGAAGCCGGUCCCGCGAGCGCAGUCGGCGCCCCGACCACCCCGGCUCGCUUGCGUGCGCCGCCCUCGACCGAGCCAUUCACGCCCGUGUCGGAGCGAGACGGCUACUUGGCCCACCACGGCCUCGACGACCCCUCGUCCUUCUCGCCGCUCAGGAGCCAGCGUUGA
Rhodotorula graminis WP1 is the source of this 1185-nucleotide messenger RNA. RefSeq lists its product as uncharacterized. The record is from RefSeq and is a predicted model, not a curated record. NCBI's taxonomy places the organism in Eukaryota, Fungi, Basidiomycota, Microbotryomycetes, Sporidiobolales, Sporidiobolaceae. Bases 1 to 1185 code for a protein of 394 amino acids. The transcript has 5 exons.